Messenger RNA from Lethenteron reissneri (Far Eastern brook lamprey), 726 nucleotides. RefSeq names its product pappalysin-1-like. Lineage: Eukaryota; Metazoa; Chordata; Hyperoartia; Petromyzontiformes; Petromyzontidae. Gene Ontology annotation, biological process: proteolysis; cell surface receptor signaling pathway. Gene Ontology annotation, molecular function: metalloendopeptidase activity. The record is from RefSeq and is a predicted model, not a curated record.
AUGGGGGCGGCCAUCAAGGGGCCCGUGUACCUGCAACGCCUGCAGCACCUGCCUGCAGCGGCUGGCGGCUCACGGCACGGCGCGGUGCGACGACGAGGCCGGCAGCCGGUGCGAGGUGCUCUGCGGCAAGGGGCACCGAGCGAGGACGGGCAGCAGCCCGCGGCGGACGGGGACCCGCAUCAGGCGGGAGUGACCCGCGUGGAGGGCCAGGGGGAUGAGCGCGUUGCCCGCCGGCCCGUCGACUGCGGCGUCCCGAGUUGGCACCUCGUGUACCACGCCCACUUCAGCUACCCCCACGGGACGAGCUACGGUGCCCGCACCACCUUCGUCUGCCUCCCACCCGCCAAACUGCAAGGUGCGAGCGCAGAGCUGCGGUGCCAGGAGGACGGACUGUGGUCCCUGCCGGAGGCGUACUGCCAGCUGACGUGCCGGGCCCCGCCGCCCAUGGCCAACGCCGUGGCGCGCACCGACCGCUGCAAACACGACGGACAGGAGGUCGGCUCCUCCUGCAAGUAUCGCUGCGAGCCGGGACACCACGUGCCGCUCACCAGUCGCAAGGGGUUCAAGGUGAGGUGCACGGACAGUGGCCACUGGGAGGAGGGCGGCUGCGUGCCCGUGCAGUGCCCCCCGCUGCCGCCAGUGCUGCACGGCUCCUACACGUGCACGCAGCGCUGGCAGCUCGGCUCCCGCUGCUGGGUCAACUGCAGCACCGCCAGCGCCAGCAAG